CUGUGUUGCUCUGUCGAACGGGUGGCGGCGAUAUGGCUGUUUUUGCUGUUUUCCUGUUGCUGGCGCUGGCGGGGGCGCGAGCGUGCGAGGAACAGCAGCGUGGCACGCCAGGUGCACCCACGCCCACUCCAGCCGCCCCCACAGAUGGGCCACCUACUCACACACCAGCCAUCGAUCUGUCCCCAGUCCCCCCGCCACGACUGUGGUAUGCGGCGAGACGUACGGAACCCUCGCUCUACAGAUAUGCCUUGCUGAAUGCAGCGAGAUUGCGGGACAGGGACUUCAUCGAGAGACUGAGAGAAUGUUGUGAAGAAGAAGAUCCAGAUGGUUUCUGUGUGUGUCCUGAUAAACUUUACGCUGAAGCAAUGCAGUACGAAGAAUAUGGCGCGGUAGAACGUUGGUUCGAAGAGUGUCCUGAAGGUCGCCAUGAGUUGUGGCCUGACGAAAAUGGACCACUAGAUUAUUCCCUUCGCCGUCCACCAAUAGUUCCUUCGGUGUCGCAGGUUGACGCGGAACAGCCAAAUAGCUAUGAUUGGUUAAAAUGCACAGAAUCAAUGCCGUUUGAAACACUUCCUGUCAGUCCCACCGUUACUCAUUUGUUCAGAGACAGACAGGCGCAGCCGAUUGCUAUACAGUCGUCUUCACGUCCUAUCUCUUCUGUAACCUGCAAACCAGAACCGGAAGACUUUUCAUUACAAAGAUGGACUCCGCAGUCUGUCAGCAAGUACACAAUGGAGAACGUACAAAUUGUGCCCUCAUCACGGUCGCUGCCUCCCGUUUCAGACAUCCUGCCUGAGACCAGUUUGUAUGAAGGCAGUGAGCGUGUAAUGAGAAAUGUGAACCAGAACCAUAGCUAUCACAGUGUUCGGUCAGCGAGGGAAAUGGAUGCGGCGCAAUCGCUGGUCUCCAUGUUAACUUCAGAGGUGACCAUACAAGUUGUCAACGUGGAGUCUGAUAAUGAACCUGUGCCUAUGGAUGAUGACAGCGACAUAUCUCGUGAAACUAUGCAGGUUGAUGAUGGUAGUGACACAUCAGAUGAGUCUUUCGUAGAAGUCGGUAGCCUAGGAUCAUAUGUAGCUCAGGAAGGUACUGCUGAAAGCCUGUCGGACCAGUCAUCGGAGAUGGAAGUUGUGAACAUGACACCAGAUGAGUCUAUGGAUGUCAUGGACACCACUGAGCCAGACGAUUUGGAUUUGGGGAUGGAGAUAGAGAGCAAUGUUCCAGACAUUGCUGCCGAAGUGGAGGUUGGCACGCCAAUGGAACAAGAGGAAGAAGCCGUUAUUCAACAACUGCAGGCAGAUGUGACAACGGAACAAGUCAGCAUCCUACAGCUGCCUGCUGCACCUCCAGAGCCGCGACCAGCGCUUAGUGGACCGUGGCGUCCGCCAUCGCAGCCACCGCCUGACAUUUCCUUUCCUGAUUACCCUGGAACACGAUACUCAAGAGACAGGGAACCUGUAAUCUAUUCCGCAGUUGGCUACCCAGGAAGCGAAAUGUUAGGUCCUUUCAACCCUUCAAAAUGGAUGCCACCGCCACAGAAAGACGUCAGCAAACAGCUGGACAGAAUAUUUGGCUUGCAGGAGGAGGAUAAAAAGGAAUCGGGCCUGAAGAUGCCCGAAUUAAACCACUGUUUGGGUGAACUGAAAUACGCUCUGUACGGGACAAACGUGCGACCUGUGUACGUGGUGUACGUGAGGUGUCGCCCGGAUCCUGACAAUUGCCUGCCACCCACAGUAUGCUCGCCAGUGUUCAGCUCUGUUACUGUGUCCAGGCGGAAGAACGUUCCCUUUCGGCAUCAAGUGUUCAAGCUCAUGGGAGACCCGCACGACGAGUGGGAACCUGCUGUUUUACAGGUGUCGACGGCCUGCUUCUGCUCUCGGCCAAAUUAUAACCCGGGAACAAUGACCUUAUUUGACAUACCACCAGCUACCUAAGAAAUAGUGCACUGGCUGGUGCUACGAUAUCGUGUGAACUGUUACGGGAGUGGUGUUAAGGCAGUUCUGUUUUAAAGAUUGAUGAUGUAUAUAUUGCUAAUAUAUUUUAUUAGAAAGUCUGUGCCACCAUUUUACGAGUACUGACGAUUCGUGUAAGGUUUCUGCUGAACUGCAUGUAAAAUAGAGAACAUAUUUAUUGAU
This is a messenger RNA of Schistocerca cancellata (South American locust), 2135 nucleotides long. RefSeq lists its product as uncharacterized. Bases 33 to 1934 code for a protein of 633 amino acids. Lineage: Eukaryota; Metazoa; Arthropoda; Insecta; Orthoptera; Acrididae. The record is from RefSeq and is a predicted model, not a curated record. The transcript is spliced from 5 exons.